CAAAUGGUGCACUUCCUGGUCACGUUGCCGUGGGUGUUGUUGAAGGUGCAGUAUUGAUUGACAGCUCCCGGAAGUGUAUACAUGUAUAUGUUGCGGCGAAACUGUUCAGCCCGGAUUCGUUUAGCGCUCACACUCUUCCGUGUUCCAGUCUACACUUCCGGACUCAGAUCUGUCCCCUCUGGCUCAGCUGGCCAGUCUUCCCGAGGGAAUCCAUCGAUUACACUCAUCAGUUCCGGCUGUCGUCACUUGACUUUUGCCCCCACAAUGACAACUUCUGUAUCGCCACACCGGAAGUCCAGAUGCCCGGAGUACCCCGGUUCCCAAAUCAAACGCUUCCCAGUGAAUGACGCUCAGGUGGACUGGAGUCACAGCGUCCAGGGUUAUGAUCCAGUCAACUACACCCAUCCACCGUGGGCAGAUCCUGAAAUUGGCACUUUCUCUCCACAGUUUAAUACCGUGGAUGGUGCUGUGGACAGAAGAAGCUUUGAGGGGAGCUACAAAGUGGAAGAUGGAAAGCCACUAAAUCCUCACGGACGCACAGGUCUGACUGGUAGAGGUCUGCUGGGGCGAUGGGGGCCCAACCAUGCUGCAGAUCCUAUUGUCACAAGAUGGAAAGUAGAUGCUAAAGGAGAAAAGAUUCUUCACCCCGACUCCAAAAAGCCUAUCCUGCAAUUUGUGUCCAUCAAGAGAAAAGAUUGCGGGGAGUGGGCCAUUCCAGGGGGGAUGGUGGAUCCCGGGGAGCAGGUUUCUCUCACACUUCAGCGUGAGUUUUCAGAAGAGGCGCUGAAUUCGCUGGCAGUGGCGCCGUCGGAGAGGGAGAACAUUCGUGAGCGUAUUACCCAACUGUUCAAAUCAGCAGGUUAUCAGGUCUUUAAAGGAUACGUUGACGACCCAAGAAACACCGACAAUGCUUGGAUGGAGACAGUCGCUGUCAACUUCCAUGAUGAAAAUGGCAACAGUGUGAGCGAGCUGCCUUUGCAAGCUGGCGAUGAUGCAGGCCAAGUCCAGUGGGUUGACGUGGACUCGUCCUUCCCACUCUACGCGAGCCAUUCCCAUUUGCUGGAGAUGGUCGCCAAAGAGAGGAAAGCCCACUGGUAGCGCUGCUACAACAAUGAAGAAGCAUUAACGUGUAUAUUCGCAACGCAAGAGCCCACAUGCUGGACUGUAUGCCUACUUUGAUUAAUAACAAGCAGCGCCG
This is a messenger RNA of Doryrhamphus excisus (bluestripe pipefish), 1198 nucleotides long. RefSeq names its product nudix (nucleoside diphosphate linked moiety X)-type motif 9 (gene nudt9). Lineage: Eukaryota; Metazoa; Chordata; Actinopteri; Syngnathiformes; Syngnathidae. Gene Ontology annotation, molecular function: ADP-ribose diphosphatase activity. The record is from RefSeq and is a predicted model, not a curated record.